Messenger RNA from Prosopis cineraria, 941 nucleotides. Its product is annotated as UDP-glycosyltransferase 82A1-like. The coding region runs from base 403 to 915 and encodes 170 amino acids. The record is from RefSeq and is a predicted model, not a curated record. The transcript is spliced from 3 exons. NCBI's taxonomy places the organism in Eukaryota, Viridiplantae, Streptophyta, Magnoliopsida, Fabales, Fabaceae.
GUGAGCCAACAGUAAUAUAUCUCACUAGCAUGCCUUAUAUUUGUGAAGAUAAUUGCUUGCCUGAGAUGGGAAAUAUGAGGAGCUCAAAGAAGACAAGAAUCAUUAUGGUGCCAUAUCCAGCUCAGGGACACGUAACUACCAUGCAGAAGCUAGCCAUGGCGUUUCUCAACCUUGGGUUCGAACCAAUAAUGGUGCUUCCACCAGUGGCUCUGCCACGUACAUGUGGAGGGGGAAAUGCACCCCCUCACAUGAGAAAAAUUGCACAUGUAGUCUUGGCUCUACAAUCGGAUUAUCGUUCAUCAUCAUCACCAUCGUGGUGAUCAGAUCAAGUGGGUCGCUGUAUCCGAUGGGUUUGAUCAGAAGGACACUGCCACAGCAGAUUUCUUUGGGAUUGAAUCAGCCAUGGAGAACACCAUGCCUGGUCAGUUGGAGGAGUUGAUUCAGGAGCUUCGGGAUGGCGGUGGCGGCACGGUGGUUUGUGUGGUGGUUGAAUUGCUGGCUUCUUGGGCUAUACAAGUUGGCCACAAGUGUGGUAUCGUUGUUGCUGGGUUUUGGCCUGCCAUGCUUGCGACUUACAGAUUGAUUGCUUCCAUACCUGAAACGGUUCGAUGCGGCCUCAUUUCUGAAACGGGAUUUCCACAGCAUGAUUUCCACAGCAAGAUGCUGUGCUAUCCUGUGGCAGGUGAUCAGUUCUUGAAUUGUGCUUACAUCGUUCAAGUUUGGAAGGUAGGUAUGAGGCUCAAUGGACUUGGACUGAAGGAUGUGGAAGAAGGACUGAGAAUGGUGAUGGAGGAUGUGGAAAUGGAAAUUAGGUUAAGGAAUUUGCAUGAUAUUGUUAUUGGAAGGGAUGAUCAUGUGAAGGAAGAUCUUAAUUUGAAGGCCUUCAUUGAAAACAUGAAGAAAGGAGCUUGUUAAUUAGAAUGUGCCUUUAAUUUUGUUCA